AUGGUCGGCAAUGUUGUCUCAAAUGUCGCUGCUAUGAGCCAAGGAGAACGAAAGUUUGCACAGGUAGAGAGGGCUGCCGAGGAGCUCGGCAUUCGCCUCGCGGAGUUGCAUGACUUCCUUGCCACUUCUGACGGCAACGAUUUCAUGACCCAGCUUUCUGGGGUGGCUGGUCCCCAGCAAAUCUCUUCUGGUGAUGACCACACCCAGGAGCCACUCUCCCAAGAGCCUUCUUCACAGGACAAUGCCCACCAGGAGCACGCUUCCGGAGACAGUUCUUCCGAAGACAGUUCUUCCUACGAGCCUUCCUCUCCAGAGCAGUCUGCUCAGCAAGCCUCGUCACAGGAAGGAUUUUCUCAGGAGAAUGUCGAAGCACGUCCUAUGACAUUGACUCUCUUAAACACCCCGCCAUAUGAGAACUGA
Molecule: messenger RNA, 420 nt
Organism: Fusarium musae
Lineage: Eukaryota; Fungi; Ascomycota; Sordariomycetes; Hypocreales; Nectriaceae
Exons: 1
Coding region: 1-420 (139 amino acids)
Source: RefSeq, a predicted model, not a curated record